This is a messenger RNA of Penicillium mononematosum, 4380 nucleotides long. RefSeq names its product ribosome biogenesis protein URB2. The record is from RefSeq and is a predicted model, not a curated record. Bases 1 to 4380 code for a protein of 1459 amino acids. Gene Ontology annotation, biological process: ribosome biogenesis. Gene Ontology annotation, cellular component: nucleolus. NCBI's taxonomy places the organism in Eukaryota, Fungi, Ascomycota, Eurotiomycetes, Eurotiales, Aspergillaceae. The transcript is spliced from 3 exons.
AUGCCGUCGAUUGCGGAGCGUCCGCGCUCAUCGCAAGAGGCGCUCCUCCGCCUUGAGAAGGGCACCGCCAGUCCAACAACCCAGAUCCACGAAGCGGCACAGAUUAUCGGCGUGGAUUUGACACUAUGUGACAGUCACCCGGAAGUUCACCGAGAUGUUCGGGUUCAAACAAACGCUACCCCGAAGGAGGAAUGGGUUCUGCGAUGGCUAUUGAAGAGACUGAGAAGUGGGAAGAACUAUAGGGUGGACGCGGCUUCGUUCCUCUUAUUACGGCAGCUCACCGACCUGAUUUCGCCGAAGAAUCUCGCAGCUAUUCUUAAAGAUCAGAAAUUCUUAUCGAUCCUAUGUGAUACAUUUGAAGACUUGGAGGCCGAUAUCUUUUCCGGUCUGGGGAACGGGCUCGCAAACCUCAGUUCUGACUCCGAGUCCAGUCACACACUGUCCGGAUCUCCGACGCAUGAUGAUCGCCGAGGAAACCAAGGGAAAAAACGCAAGAGGAUGACAACUGAGAAUGAUGCAGACGCCAUGGACGUGGACGUGGACGAGCAGCGGCAGAACCCCGCAGCAUGCUUCCUCGCCUUCAUCCGCGCCUUGGAUUGUCUACACGGAUUUGUGACACUUGCGCACCGCACACUAGGCACUGACGGGGUUGCAAACUCCCAUUUGAAGCUUGCACUGAGGGGCGAACCCGAGGCCGUCGCCAUGCUGCUGGGUCGAGCAUUCCGGGUAGCCGCAGUGGCCGCCAAGCAGUUCUCACAGGAGGGGAAAACAACCGAUCUUCAGCACUUGCUGUACGUGUUUCCCUCGGCGGUGGAACUGUGGGAAUCGAGGUCUUACCGCGAAGAUGAUAUGGACAACAAGUCGAGCAACGAAUUUUUCGCGAGACAUUGCUUCGCCCACGCGCUUAGGCUCCAAAUUUGCCUGCGGUCUGCCAAACUUGACACCGACGAGCGAGCCAGUCUCCUGCAUGCGAUUGAACGCAUUAUUGCUCUUCAUGUCUUACUCCCCGCUCGUGCAGCAUUCUUUGCGCGUGGAAGCUCCGGCAUCGAUUAUUCUCAGGAUGAGCCCGACUGGAGCUCGGUCAAACCAGUGACUGAUACUUUCAGGCCGAUCAUUCGCGAGUUUGCCGUGGCUAAGGAAAACAAAGCAAGCAAUGAAGCUUAUGUGUUCCGGAGGCAGACGCAUGAAGCUCCGUGGUUGGAGACUCUGUUCGUCGCUGUUGCGGAGCUAGCUUUCUCCACUGCAAAGGAGGAAGACUUCGCCACAUUUUCUUCUAAGUUCAUUUCGGUAUUGGAGCAGCUCCUCCAGGUCGCUCUUGACCGAAAGGUCGGACUCUCUCUUCACACCAUUCUAGCGCAUGCCAAUUACACUGGUCUUUUCGAACAAGGCCUUGAGAAGGUCCAGUGGAAUGUGACGGCUCUGUUUAUCAGUCUUGGUGUUGAUAUUUUCCUGCCAAACUCCGGUUUGCGUGAUUCACGUAAGCUUCUUGACGCAUUGCUCGACAAGGUUAUGUUGCAGUGGCGCGAAGGUGGUUCUCGGAGACGGAGGGACUACGACAUAAUCAAGAGCAAGGUCGUGCUGCCGUUGUUGCGAGGUUUCGCUGCCGCACGAGACCUGCCCAGCUUCAUGGAAUUGUGGCACAACCAACUCGUUAUUGUGGAGGAGGCUCGCCAAGAUAACAGCAAUUUGAGUAUGUUCUCGGUGUGGGAAGAUGAUGAGUUGGCGGACGCUUACUCGGAGCUUAUGCGAACUUCCCUCACUGAGACGCAUAUUGCUGCCCAGAUGCGUACCGCUGCGAGCGAGACGCGAGCUGAAAAUGGCAAGGUCGCUGAAACCCCCGAGUCCUAUGCCAAAUUUGUUAUUGUCGAGGCAAGUUUCCGUGGCCGAGUUUCGACAUUCUCAGAAUCGGAAAAGAUCUUGACAUCUCUCCUGGAAACUAUCACCUCUACUCUGUCGUCGAAGCAGGCUCUGCACUGGCGAUGGCGUCUGUGGCGGUUGGUUCGGAAUUUCCUAGAGAACACCCUGCAGUCAGCCGAUAAUACCAUGGCAAGUGCAAUCAUGUCAUUGGUAGAAGUCGCCGCCAAGACUAUUCACCGUAACCACAAGGACCUAACCAAAGCUCAACUUGCUCCUCUGGAAUCGUGGGAGGCUUACCGGUUUUUGAUUGCUGCAACGAAGGCACACGCCAGUGAUGAGCAGCUAGGCUCGUUUGUUAAAGCCACCAAGGAUGUCACAGACCUCAUCACCUCCAUCUCAACCAAGGAUGCCAAAAAGUCGAUGAAAGCACCCUGGAAUGGCCGCACAGAUACUGUGGAUUCCAAAACAACCCUUGGCUUAGCUUACUUCCUGGCCAUUGUCAGAGUUCCGGAAGUAUGGGCUCUUAUCUCUUCUGACGAUCGAUCCCGUCUGUUCCGUCAUAUCCUGUCCCUGGCAGCUGCUCAAUACCAUUCGUCGUCGUUGCCCUUGGAGGCUGUUGCAGAAGAAGCGAAGUUCCUCCAGGCAUGGGCGACCGUGGUCUGCCACGAAUAUAUGCUCAACUCUCCCUUCAUUGUCUCUGAUCUUUCCCUUCUCCUCAACGAGAGCAUCGAGCAAGACUCGUCCAAUCGGAAAUUGCUUGUCGAGAGCUUGCAGAGGGUUCCGGCGCCGUUGAUCACCCGUGGCCUGAGAACUACCAUUUUGAACAAGUUGCAAAAUGUUCUACUUGAACAGGACAGUUCUCCCGAUGUCAUGAUCGGAAUUAUUACGAUGAUGGCGAAACUGGCUGCCAUGCCUAAAUGUGAUGCCACAAUGACCAGUGACUGGGAGCCCAUCUGGACUGCCGCUCGAGCCGUACCAUUGGAGGGUACCGACCUCGACCUCAAGAUUAUGAAAGCAUUCCGAAGCCUGCACCGCGCGAUAUCGGCCAAGCUCCUUGUUUCGUCUGAAGCUGAUCGGAACAAGAUCUUUAAGAAACUCUUUGCCAGGGCAUCGAAGCAGACCGCUAAAAUGAAGCAGGUGGAUCGCGAUUCCAUGGCCUGUUACCUUCUGAGGUUGACCUUGUCAGAGUUAUGGGUUAACCGCAAGCAGCUGCAGACAGCCUUCUCAGAGGAGGAACUUGCUGCUUGUCGCCAGAAAGUGUUCGACUUCGUUUUGGCUGACAUGAAACAUGUCAAAGACCAGUGCCGGAAGCAGAAGAUGGAGGAGACAAUUACUCUUAUCAAGACCAUCGAUGCUCUGGAGGAUUUCGAAGAUCUAGCCACCAACAACGCCGAAGUGGAGAAGUUCCUGUCCAAGAUUGACAAUUACAUGGAAAUGUCCGUCGAUUCGGAACCGUCUCGGUUAAUCCGGCGACGCCUUCUUGCCACCAAGGGACCCGAGGAGAACAUCGCUCAUCCAGUCCUGCAAUGCGCCGAGACUCUUGCUCUUGAGUCUCUCUAUGCCGAGGACCAGCAGCUCUUCAUCCGGACCACCACCGAACGUUUCCGCUCAAUGACCGUGGAAAAGAUCACCCAAACGAUCUGCGAAGUCCGCGGACUUGGCUUAGUUGGCGAAAACGCCGCCUACAGACUUCUCGUGCUCUACCUUGCCGUUUCCUCGCUCCCUCCUGUUGAAGACAAAGAGAGCGCCACAGCACGCGAGAUCUCCCUCCUCUGCACGUCCCUCGCCGAAGCCAUCACCCAAAGCACAAGCAUCGACCAAUUCUGCUUCGCGUCCGAAUGCCUGGACCUCCUCCUCCGUAGCCACACCCGAAGCCUGACACAAUGCAACAUCGACAGCAUCCUCAGCGCAAUCGCGAGCGCCUCCUCCAAAAUCGGCCCCCAGAUCUCCCCAGCCUACGCACCAACCAUCUACACCCGCCUGUGUCGACUAAUGGGCGUCGUCCUCAGCCUGCAACGCCUCAAGAUCGGCGGCCGCUUCCACCUAGUGGUAAACGCUAUGCAGCGCUUACUGGGCUGUCUCUUCGCGCGGUCCCGCAAACGCGGUCGCUCCCGCUUCCAGCCCACCUUGUCGCAACCCUUCUGGCUCGCCCCGCUCGACGCCUCGCACGCUACGUACUACACCCGUCUGCUCACCUCGCUGUGCGACCCUACCGUCUCGGCGGUCCUCCGUCCUCAGCCUGGUUCAUCCCGCGAGGCCCUGACUGACCAGACGAAGAAGGCGAAGCGCAUUGCCGGUCAGUACUUGCAGUAUGUUGUUAUGGAGUAUGCGCAGUGCUCGCUGCGUGGGUCCCUGUCUCCGGAGGUCAAGGCUGCUAUCUUGCCUGGUCUGUAUGCUGCUCUGGAUGUCAUGUCGCGUGAGUCUAUGCGUGCUCUUAAUGCUGCGUUGGAUGUCUCUGGUCGUGCAGUGUUCAAGUCGCUUUAUGAUGACUAUGUGAAGUUCGGAAAGUGGAAUAAGGGUUGA